Molecule: messenger RNA, 2802 nt
Organism: Oppia nitens
Lineage: Eukaryota; Metazoa; Arthropoda; Arachnida; Sarcoptiformes; Oppiidae
Product: heat shock 70 kDa protein 12A-like
Exons: 10
Coding region: 82-2787 (901 amino acids)
Source: RefSeq, a predicted model, not a curated record
AGUAAUAAUGAAAAUUUAAAUUUUAAAACAUUGGUUCCACAAGAGGUACCGAUUCAAACAUUUAAGGAGUUUUGUUGUGUUAUGAUUGAAGACAACAUUAAAACAACAUUUGAUGUGAAAGAAGAAGUUUUUGAGGAAACGAGAGAUGCAUUGAAUGAAUCAAAUGAACAAUUGUUGUUGUCUUUGAAAAGUCCCACAAUUGUUAAAGAAGUCAUGAAAAAGAUUGCUUUUCUUCCCUGUGGUCAUGACUUUACCACCGAUUCAAACAAUAGUGUCAAUGAAUCAUCAAAUAAAUCUAAUGAUUGUAAUUUGUCGACACAUUCAUCGCCCAAAAUGCAGUUAAAUGGUUAUACAUUGAAUUCAGACAAUGAUAACGAAGCGAUGUUAGCAAUACAACAAUUGGAUCAAACUAUAGAUGAGGCCAGUCCUUCAAAUACAAACUCACCGGUAAUUGUUGCCAAAAUUCAAGACAAUUUUAAAAAUGAACAAAUUGACCAACAAAUUAAUAAUAUGAAUAAUAAAUCAAAUAAUGUUAAGCCAACUAAACCGCCGCGUUUUAUCAAUUAUUCAACCAUUGAAAACAAACAAAAAACAUUAAUUGAAAUAAACCAAACACAAUGUGAUAAUCUUAUUGAAGAGAUGUAUGUGACUGAUGAAAAUGGCAGUAAAUCCAAUAAAAUUAUCGAUAAAUGCAUUACUAAUCAUAUGAAAAGUCAAACACUUUAUAAUAAUGAUUCAAAUAAUAGGCAAACAACACAUAAAAAUGAAAUUGACUUAAAUUAUAACAAUUAUAAUAUUAAACAAAUGAAUAUCGGAGUGUCUACUGAUUUGGACGUUGCCAUCGCCAGAGCCAGUCUUAGUUCUGUCGACUCCGGAACCAGUUCUCCAAAUUCAACCCAUUUUAUAGUAGUAGCCAUUGAUUUUGGCACAACUUUUAGUGGCUAUAGCUUUGCCUUUACCAGAGAUGCAGACAAUGCCAUUCAUGUGAUGAGGAAAGUUGAAGGCUGUGACCCCGAUGCUAGCAAUCAAAAGAUACCGACUAUAUUAUUACUGAAUCCGGACGGAAUAUUUCAUUCAUUUGGAUUCGCAUCCCGUGACCACUACUCCAGUCUUGAGCCCAAAGAGGCCAACAAAUGGUUUUAUUUUGAAAAAUUUAAAAUGGAUUUGCAUUAUAAUCAGUCAUUAUCAUUGGAGAGUACAAUCAAUGCAACCAAUGGUAAUAAAUCAAUGUCAGCUUUAACUGUGUUUGCACACGCACUCCGGUAUUUUAAGCUACAGGCGCUACAAGAGCUAAGUGAUCAGUCGGCCACCAAUAUUCUUAUAGAAGAUAUUCGAUGGGUUAUAACAGUUCCGGCCCUUUGGAAACCAUCGGCCAAACAAUUUAUGAGAGCAGCAGCUUAUGAGGCGGGAAUAGGAAGUGUUGACAACCCGUCACAAUUGUUAAUAGCCUUAGAACCAGAAGCUGCUUCAAUAUAUUGUAGACGUAUUAAAUUGAAUCAACUGAUCCCAAGUUGUCCUCCAAGAGAAUGUCAGUCACAGUCAGAAAAUAUCAACUCAAAUGAUGAUAGAUUGGCCAUACAUUGGAAGAAUGAUUCUUUCAGUGCUAACGAUUCAGUUGAGACCUCCUUUACUAAAGGGACCAAAUAUAUAGUUGUAGACGUUGGCGGUGGUACUGUUGAUAUUACAUGUCAUCAAAUGCAAACAAAAGAAGGCUCUCUUAAAGAACUACAUAAAGCUAUUGGAGGACCCAAUGGGUCAGUUGGUGUGGAUAUAAAUUUCGAAAAGUUAUUAUCUGAUAUAUUUGGUGUGGAUUUUAUAAAACAAUUCAAAAACAAACGACCGGCCGGUUAUGUAGAUUUGAUGUCGGCUUUCGAGGCGAGAAAAAGAAGUGCCACUACUUAUCAAACAACUACUUCCAAUAUAUCCCUUCCCUUCUCUUUUAUUAACUUUUUCAAAAAAUCUAAAGGAAUGUCUGUCGAUAGUGCUGUUAAAAAGUAUUCAGACGGUAAAGGCAUAACUUAUUGCUCCAAACUAGGAAUGCUUAGAUUAGAUCCAACAGUUAUGCAACAGUUGUUUGCACCGGUAGCCAAACAAAUCAUAAGUCAUAUCUGGGAUAUACUAAACAGCAAACAUGUCAAAGACGUGACAUUUCUGUUUCUUGUCGGAGGCUUUUCUGAGUCACAUAUACUUCAAACUCAUAUAAGAAAUGCAUUUUCAUCGCGACUUAAAGUAAUAAUACCUCAAUCGCCUAAUUUGGCAAUACUUAGAGGGGCUGUAAUGUACGGACUGGACCCCACUGUUAUCAGUUGUCGAAGGGCUAGACUUACAUAUGGAGUGGGAGUUCUCAAUCGAUUCAUUGAUGGCAAACAUCCAUCACAUAAAUUGGCCAUUAAAGACAACAUUGAAUGGUGCGCCGAUGUCUUCGACAAAUUCGUAAAUUGUGAUCAAUCUAUAGGAUUGUAUGAAUCAAUCACAAGAAGCUAUACUCCAGUUAAUGAGGGACAGUCAUGCAGUAUAAUCCAUAUAUAUUGCAGUGAGAGAGACGAUGUCGAGUUCAUUACCGAUAAAGGUGUGCAACGAUGUGGUACUUUGUAUCUCGACUUAGAUGACAUCAAUUACAUCUCUCACUCCAAUCAUAUCAACUCUGCAUUUAAAACUAUUAUUAAACGAGAAAUACAAACGCAAAUGAUUUUUGGAGACACAGAAAUCAAGGUAUGUGCUUUGGAUGUCAUGACUGGCAAAUGCGUGAAAGCAGAGAUUGAUUUUCUUAACAACUCUAAUCUAUAAUAUAUUCAUAUAAUU